Molecule: messenger RNA, 512 nt
Organism: Zymoseptoria tritici IPO323
Lineage: Eukaryota; Fungi; Ascomycota; Dothideomycetes; Mycosphaerellales; Mycosphaerellaceae
Exons: 1
Coding region: 11-325 (104 amino acids)
Source: RefSeq, a predicted model, not a curated record
GCCUUGCCAGAUGCCCUUUGCACUUCAACAUCCUGACGCCAAGGCCGUUUCUGACCACCAGACCUGCACCCUCAACAUCCCGAUCUCAAUCAGCGUACAGGGACCAGCCAAGUUUCCAACAUACGAGAUCCGUCUUGGAGACAUCCUCGGGGGACUUCUCAAGCUGGACAAUCUGUCGUCGGGAAUUUUACAGGAAGAUGCAACCAUCGUGUCAGUACACGCAUCGUCCACUAUGCCUCUCCAAGUCGUGUCAUGCGACCAUGCCACUAAAAGUCCACACAGAGAGUCUCUUACUCAGUGCUCGCUGGAGUUCCCCAGCGCUUGAUAGGGAGUGAUGCUGCGACUCCCUCCAAGUAGUUCAAUGCGACCAUGCUACUAAACGGAUACAUGGAGGCACCAUUGCUAGUGCUCAUUCAGAACCACCAGAUCCUGCACGGCAUCAACUUGACAGACUGGCACGAGGCGCUGUCUUCCAUGACCCUGGACGAAGCAAAGCACCUCCUGUCCGGCAG